Molecule: messenger RNA, 1393 nt
Organism: Scophthalmus maximus (turbot)
Lineage: Eukaryota; Metazoa; Chordata; Actinopteri; Pleuronectiformes; Scophthalmidae
Product: retinol dehydrogenase 7
Exons: 5
Coding region: 69-1025 (318 amino acids)
Molecular function (GO): oxidoreductase activity
Source: RefSeq, a predicted model, not a curated record
CUCCUGGACGUCAUAAAAGCGCCGCAGAAGCAGCGGAGUGGGUGUUGGAGAAGUUCCUCGCUGCAGUCAUGUACCUGUACCUGCUGGGGCUGGUGGUCGUCUACUACCUGUACCGCUGGCUCCGGGAGCUGCCCAGGGUCCCCGACAAAGGGGGCAAGUACGUGUACAUCACGGGCUGCGACUCGGGCUUCGGCAACCUGCUGGCCCGCCACCUGGACAAGCAGGGCUUCAGGGUGAUCGCCUCGUGCUUCUCCGAGAAGGGCGAGGAGGAUCUGAGGAAGUCCUGCUCCAGCAACCUGCUCACGACCCACCUGGAUGUCAUGUCUCAGGACAGCGUCGCCAAGGUCGCGGCGAUGGUCAAGGACAAAGUUGGCGAGCGCGGUUUGUGGGCUGUGGUGAACAAUGCAGGCGUGUCCAUUCCCUCUGCCAACUGUGAUUGGCUGACCAUCGACGACUACAAGUCAAUGCUGGACGUGAACCUGAACGGGGUGAUCGCCGUGACCCUGAGCGUCCUCCCGCUCAUCAAGAAGGCCAGAGGACGGGUGGUCAACGUGGCCAGUGUGUUUGGACGGGUGUCCGUCACCGGAGGCCCGUACUGCGUCUCGAAGUUCGGGGUGGAGGCUUUCAACGACAGCCUCAGGCUGAACAUGUCGCAGUUCGGUGUCAAAGUCCUCUGCAUUGAACCGGGCUUCUUCAAAACAAACGUGACCAACUGUGCUAUCCUGACGAAAAACAUCCAGAUGCUGUGGGACAGACUUCCGCAGGAGGUCAGAGACGAUUACGGACCUGAAUACCUCCCAAAGACAUUUGAAGUGCUGGCGAAAAAAGUGCCGAUGCUGAGCGACGGGGAUCUGAUGAAGGUGGUCAGCUGCAUGGAGCACGCCGUGUCCGCCGUCCGGCCGCGCACCCGCUACUCGCCAGGCUGGGACGCCAAGCUCUUCUGGCUGCCGAUGUCGUACAUGCCAACCUGCAUCGCUGAUUACAUAUUUUUGAAACAAGCCAUUCCUAUUGCCAAGAAGAUCUAAUGAGUUUGGUCUUUUUUUUGUCAGUUAAACAGGCGUAAAUGUAGUUUUUGUAUCAUGAGAACACUUCUGUCUUUGUCUUUUUAUCUGCUGCUGAAGUGCAGAUGUCCUUAUGUACAGGCAGAGACUUUGUUCAGGUUUUAUCUCCAGUCUGUAAAAGGGCCAUAAGAAAACAUUCUUACCAAGUUCACCUGUCACAGGUUGUUCUCCUGGCUCCAUUACUACAAAUCCGCCUUGAAGUAGAAACUGAAUAAUUGAUAGUAAAGAUUAAUGUGCAGCCCCGACCCACAAAUGUGUGAAUCCCUGAGUCGUCCUCGUCAUGAGGUUGGUUUACCUGAUGGCGUGUAAGAAUAAAGUCAAUGUGAAAUGAA